This is a messenger RNA of Cercocebus atys (sooty mangabey), 5056 nucleotides long. It is a transcript of the gene PHETA2, whose product is annotated as family with sequence similarity 109, member B. The transcript has 5 exons. Gene Ontology annotation, cellular component: recycling endosome; trans-Golgi network; early endosome. Gene Ontology annotation, biological process: retrograde transport, endosome to Golgi; receptor recycling; endosome organization. Lineage: Eukaryota; Metazoa; Chordata; Mammalia; Primates; Cercopithecidae. The record is from RefSeq and is a predicted model, not a curated record. The coding region runs from base 2057 to 2836 and encodes 259 amino acids.
CGCCCGCCUCGGCCUCCCAAAGUGCUAGGAUGACAGGCAUGAGCCACUGCGUCAGGCCAAUAUUUGUAGUUUCUGUAACUCACCUUAAGGAGGAGGAAUUUCAGUUUCUAUGGCCUGCCUUGCAGGAGAAAAAUGGGAGAAAGAAGGGGGUAAGGAGAAGGUCAGAGAGAGACUUGGCUUCUGAGGCUCUUCCAGUGUCCUUUGGUUCAAAGUACUCAGCACGCCCAAGUGUCAUAUUUUUAGGCAUCGCUUUCUGACCUCUAACAGCACCUUCACUCAGAUGACCACUGGGCAUCUCAAACAUAACCCAGACCAAGCACCGGCCACUUUCCACAUCUCAGAUAAUGACAACUCUUCUAGGUGCUCAAGCCAAAACUGUGCAGUCCUUCCUGCUCUUUCCCUCACUCCCUACAUCCAACUCCUCAGCAAAUCCUGUGUUCUCUACCUUCAAAAGCCAUUCUAAAUCUGGCUGCCUCUCCCUCCCUGCUCUCACCGCCCUUGUGACAUCUCGCCUGGAUAGUGGCAGCAGGCUCCUCACUGGUCUCCAGCUUCCACUGACAUUGAUUCUCGCCACAGCAGUGAGAGUACGCCUUGAAAUCUCUCAGGUCCCUCCUCACAGCCCUGUCUAGACUAACAGCCCUCCCAGAUUUACAGAGCCCCAUCCCACCCCUUCCACCGCCACCUCCUACUGUUUGCCACCCCCUCCCCAGGCCUCCCAGCCUCACUGGCCUUCUUACACAACAGGCCUGAGGGCCACUGCACUGACUGUUUCGUCUGCCUGGAAUUGGCAUGACUGGCUCCCUCAUUUCCUUCAAGUAUUUAUCCAAUGUUACUUUCUCAGUGAGGCCUACCCUGACCACUCUAUUUGCAAUUGCAACCUCCCUACUCCCACAAUUUCCUGUCUCCCUUAUCUUCCUCUGUUUUUUCCGUGCCACUUAUUACCUUCUAACACAUUUAUUAUUAUUAUAUAGUAUUAACUGAACAAAAUUUAGUAGGGGAGACAGGCAAUAAACAAGAAAAUAAAAGCAUGAGCAUAGGAGAGUUUACUCUAGCAGUGAGUGCUCUGAUGGAAAUAACACCCCAGGGAUGGGACACAGACUGCAGGGCAGGUUGCUUUACAAUGGUCCCAGAGGGGACCUCUGAGCAGAGACUCAAAUCUGCGUCCAGAGGCGUCCUGAGGAGUGGAGCUGCGGCUGGGGGUGGGAAGGAAGGCCAUUCUAGGCUGCAGAACUGUAAGGGCAAAGGCUCUGAGGUGGGAGCCAAGUUCAUGGGCAGAUGUUUGAGGACACCUCCGGCUUCCAGGGCCUUCCAGAAGCUCUAGUCUCUUGGGUUUGGUUGUGCAUUCCCGAGACCUUCACCGCAGGCCGCCUCCUGGACCCACUAGGGCAGAGCCUGGGGGCUGCCGGUGGGCUUCAGGCCAGGGAAGCAGAAAUGGGUAAUUUCCAGAGGCAGAAAUCAGCCGACCCCGGUGGGCCGGUGGGUGACCAAAAAAGCUUGACCGGCCCAAAAAGCUUGACCAGCCCUCGCGGGCUGUGUAGGAGCCCGCCCUUAGGAGGUGCCCAGAGCGAGACGUCCCUGGUUUGGCUCUGCCGGGGAAGUAGGCCUAGCAGGGAGAGGGGGACCAGAGAGGAAGAGAUGGACUGAGUUUUCCGUACGGUGGGCCGGGACCGAGGCCCGCGGACCAUCUGAGGGGGACCUCUGGGUUCGAGGCCGCCCGCACCGACCAGUUCUGUGGCUCGGGCAGUUCAACGCCCUCUCAGGCCUCAGUUUCCUGCCCUCGCAGAUCCCGAAGCCGCCUCGGAGAUCCCGGGCCGGUUGAAUACUGGGCGGGGAGGGGCGGUAACUCCAGCCUCCCGGGCGGGGUCUCCCAGCUCCCGCGGCCACGUUGCAGCCCAGGCGGAGGCGAGGGGUCUCGAGCCAAGAUCGCCCUCUGGGGCAUCGGUGCGAUCGGCGGCGGGAGGCUCCCUGGGAACCAGGUGGUCCAAGGGCUGAGCUGUGCGGCCAGACAAGAGGUCCCUGCCCUCCCCCAGUGAGCCCUGCCGUUCCUGUGGGAGCCAUGAAGCUGAACGAGAGGAGUGUAGCCCACUAUGCACUCAGCGACUCCCCAGCAGACCACACGGGCUUCCUGCGCACCUGGGGGGGCCCAGGGACCCCAUCGACCCCUAGUGGCACUGGCCGAAGAUGCUGGUUUGUCCUCAAGGGCAACCUGCUGUUCUCCUUUGAGAGUCGCGAGGGCCGGGCCCCUCUGAGCCUGGUGGUGCUGGAAGGCUGCACAGUGGAGCUGGCUGAGGCUCCCGUGCCUGAGGAGUUUGCCUUUGCCAUCUGCUUUGAUGCUCCUGGAGUGCGCCCACACCUGCUGGCCGCAGAAGGGCCGGCGGCCCAGGAGGCCUGGGUGAAGGCGCUGUCUCGGGCAAGCUUUGGCUACAUGCGCCUGGUGGUACGUGAGUUGGAGAGCCAGUUGCAGGACGCACGCCAGAGCCUGGCUUUGCAACGCCGCUCAUCCUGGAAGUCUGUUGCCGGCCGCUGUAAGCCCCAGGCUCCUAACCACCGAUCUGUGGGCCUGGAGAAUGGCCACUCCCUCUCCAAGGACAGCAGUCCUGUGGGCUUGGUUGAAGAAGGGGGCAGCAGGUCUUCAGGGUGGGGGUUGGCUGAGUGGGAGCUGCAGGGCCCUGCCAGCCUCCUCCUAGGCAGGGGGCAGAGCCCUGUGUCCCCUGAGACCUCCUGCUUCUCUACCCUGCAUGACUGGUAUGGCCAGGAGAUCAUGGAGCUGCGGCAGUGUUGGCAGCAGAGGGCCCAGAGGAGCCAGCCAAAAUGUGAGGAACAGGAUAAGCCCUAAGUCUGGACCCUUUGAGUCAGGAAACCAGGGCCAGUUCUUUUUCAGGAGUUAAAUGUUUACCCAUUUCCAACGUUGUGUUUUGGGAGGGGACAUGGGUUCUCUCCUUCCUGCUAUUUAGGCAUUCUCCAGAUUCCAGAUCCACCCGUGUGUCUGGAAGGGACUGAGGGACCAUUCCUUCCAUCCUCUUUAUUUCCUGAGGUCCAGAGAGGAAAGGAGACUUAGACGCCACAGAGCAAGACCCCAAUCUCCUGACUGCACUGGCCUGACUGGCCCCUCCCAGGGGAUGUUAAUGAAAUGAAGGAAGUGGGAAAUGUCACCUGAGAGUGUCACAGGCUUGCCCUACCUUUGACCUAUACACCAGGCUCUGGAGCCAUAAUUUCCAACCUGGGGAGUCUCGUGUGCAUUUAAAUCCGAGGUAGGCUGCAGUAUUGGCUUGAGGCUCUGACACUGUCAGAGCAAGUGGAUUUAUUGUGUCACAGGAGUUUCUGGGACCCAGCUCUUCCUGAGAGGGGUGGGAAGAUUGGGGAUCCUCACUCAGCAGUUUGGGUAGGGCCCUUUGAGGCAGAGGGUCUUCGGCCAGUGAAGAUUUACUCUGCUCAGAGUGUUGGGGUCCCAUCCUUUCUCCUCAGCUCCCCUGUUAACAGAUGGUGCUGGACCUUGCCCCAGAAGGGGCUUGUAGCUUUUUUAUGUCAACGAAAUGCCCUCCUGUACUCUGUCUUCAGCAGCCAACUCCUGGAGCUGCCAAGUGAGGGGUUAAAGAAGAGGUGGGUAGGCAGCGUGGUUCCCUGGGUAAAGUUUGUUGCUUUGGUUCUCAGUCCUGGGUAUUCUAGAAGUUUGGACACGGGAUUCCGUUUCCUGUGCUAAAAUUCUCCCUCCUGGCUGGGCUCCCGUAAACUGAAGCUACUCGAGAAACCACCUGGAAACUCUCAUAGCCCUGUUUGUCACCCAGGGUGUACUUGCCAGGACCUUUCCUUGCUACUCUUCCCAACAUCGAGCGUGAUUUUUCUAUUGUUCUGAGAGGCAAAGCGGCUGGGUCACCAGAGCCUAACCAGACUGACGCCCCAGGGGGAAGACGCAGAGGCCGGGAGGAGACACCCCCUCCCAAACACACAAAACUUGCCUCUUCCUGGCCUCGGCUCCCCUCACUGGGGCCUUGGGCAGGGGUGACCCGCACCCAACUAGGCCUAAGGGGGACGCUCGGAGCCUCUUACCCCCAGGAGGCGGAGAUGCGCCCAGGGCGGGCGCCCGGCCUGUUCCCCAGCCCUGCCUGGAAGCUCCGCAGCCACUGCAUUUUGUUGACGGGCCCUUCUCUUAUUGCUACAGUGUUUUGUACGCGGUUAAAACACUAGUAAAGCUUUUUCAUUAUUACUCAUUCGUCUCCCUGGGUUUAUUUCCACAGCCGGCCGCUAAGUCCUGCUCCGGCCACCGUGCAGUCCUAGGUGCGGGACCCAGGACCGCGGCCCCGCCCCUGAGGACGCGGACGUAAGGAGCCGGGGCGGUGCCGCUGCUCUCGUGACGUCAUCACGCCGGCCAGUGACAAACACCUCCCACCGCCCCAGGAGCCGCCAGCGCUGCGCGACUGCGAGGGCUGGGCUUCUCGUGUGCUCCUCAAAGUAUCGCGAGGCUUCGGGCGGCGUUCUUCCCGAGGGCGGCACCGGGGCCGGGCGGCGGGGUCCGGGUGCCCUGGUGAGGGGCGGAGCUGGGGGCAUGGCGUCCGGAGCGGCUCGCUGGCUAGCACUGGCACCAGUCAGGUCCGGGGCUCUCCGAAGCGGGCCUAGCUUGAGGAAAGAUGGCGAUGUCGCCGCCGCACGGAGUGGCUUAGGCCAGAGCCUGGUACCGUCGAGAUGUCCUUUGGCCUUCUCCGUGUGUUCUCCAUUGUGAUCCCCUUUCUCUAUGUCGGGACACUCAUUAGCAAGAACUUUGCUGCUCUACUUGAGGAACAUGACAUUUUUGUUCCAGAGGAUGACGAUGAUGAUGACUAACAGGCAUUAUAGAAAGGAGAAAGCAGUAACUGAAGAAAUGGUGAUGCUCUCAGCUUCUCUGCCUUCCCUAUCAGCAGAAGGGCUCAGGGAAGGCCCUCAGCCUCCCAGUCUGGUGAAGCUUCCUGUAUGGUCCAUGACCAUAUCCUACCCCAGGCUCUGGCAGGCUCCCUGAGAUGUGCUGUCCACUAAGCACUGCACAAACAAGCAAUCAAAUUAUGAAUAAACAUAAUAAAUAUCA